Messenger RNA from Ostrinia furnacalis (Asian corn borer), 973 nucleotides. Its product is annotated as protein FAM166B. The record is from RefSeq and is a predicted model, not a curated record. Bases 1 to 774 code for a protein of 257 amino acids. Lineage: Eukaryota; Metazoa; Arthropoda; Insecta; Lepidoptera; Crambidae. The transcript is spliced from 5 exons.
AUGCCAAUGAGUGCGAUUGGAAUGGUCAAGACUGCGGCGUCAUUGCCAAUACAAUUUGUUUUAUGUGUGUUAUUCGUUUUUUUUUUCAGAUACACAGGACACUGUCCUAUGCUCAAGUUCCGAUUCGGCAAAUGUUACGGGGACAACACGAGGCAAAUACUCCGAGAAAUCCGAUCCAAAGGACUAUUCAAUAAGCCACUCGAGUACCGGCCAGGCGACAAUUACGAGCUAGACAACGUUCCGAAGCGAGACAUGCCUCAGCGAGAUGUUUACGAAGGCCUGCGCAACCGACAGACUUCUUACAUGACUGGCUAUACAGGAUAUGUUCCAGGGUUGAACUUUAGAUAUGGCAAAUCCUACGGCAGAGCAGCGGACGACUGCAUGGCGGACUUUGCUGAGAACCAACGCGACUUGAGACGUAAAGCCGACCUGAACAGGUCCUUUAUAAGGUCUCGGAGCGCACCAAAGAUGGAGACGAUACAUUCCAGAGACGAGAUACGGCGAGACCUGUCUAGAUUUAGGGAGAUCAAUAAGUACAAAGAGAACACAAUAUCUCCGGAAUUCCCUCCAAUCGCUGGAUACACUGGCCACAUCCCCCGCAUCAAAGGUUCCGAAGCCUCCUUAAGUCAGAGAUACCACUGCGCCGCCAAACGAGGCUUAGAGCUCAUCAGAAUGGAGCGAGACAAGAGAAAAGAGCUCCAGCAAGCGAACACAAACGUCAAAGCCAUCCUUAAGGACCACGAGAAGAAAUAUUCUUACAUCAAUUGGGGAUAGCAUACAGGCAGGAGAAUGUUCUUUACCAAGUGCCGGUGAACAUUCUUCUGUGACAAACAGUAUUUUGUUGUUGACGUGUGAAAUAAUAAUUAGAUUUAUGACCUUUAAUGGUGAAGGUUUCUGUCCCCCUAGACAAGUUGCACUUUUUGAUCGAAUCCUAAAGCCCGGUCUGUGAACACGUAGAAUUUUGUCCAAUGAC